This is a messenger RNA of Staurois parvus, 372 nucleotides long. Lineage: Eukaryota; Metazoa; Chordata; Amphibia; Anura; Ranidae. The record is from the annotation of a GenBank genome assembly.
GAUUCCUGCUGGCACCUGGAGAUCGCCGAGGAACACUGAUGGGGGAGAGGUCUGAGUGUAAACAAUACAGAUCUCUCCCCUUUAAGCACCGGCCUGCUGAUUUGUAUUUCUCUGCAUAGAAAAGCAAUACAAAGCAGCAUACUUACAUAGUAAAACACACACAGACAACAUAGUAAAACCAGCACACAGUUAACCCUUUGAUCGCCCCUCAUGUUAACCCCUUCCUUCCCAGUGCCUUUAGUACAGUGUCAAUGCUUUUUUUUUAGCACUGAUCACUGUAUUGGUGUCACUGGUGAUGUCAGUGACACCAAGUCAGUUCCCCCCAGUGUCAGAAUGUUCAUAGCAGUCCCACAGUCCUGCUAUAAGCUGCUG